Messenger RNA from Lingula anatina, 4637 nucleotides. RefSeq names its product coiled-coil domain-containing protein 171. The record is from RefSeq and is a predicted model, not a curated record. Lineage: Eukaryota; Metazoa; Brachiopoda; Lingulata; Lingulida; Lingulidae.
UGGCGGGUGCACACAAAUUUUGAAUUUUUAAUAUUGUUUUGAAGGACAAUGUUCUUUUAUCUCGGUGCUCAGACAUAAGGGCAAGCGUUUCAUCAAAAUUUAUCAAAUCUGGUGGCAGUCAGCACACAAGAAUCUUAUUUGUAAAACUAACAUAACCAAUGUGGCAUGUCCAGAAGCAGUGAUGUUUCCGACAUGUCAGCAUCUGCUCGGGUACCAAGUCAGCAGCAGCAACAACAUAGUGGUGUUAGUACCACAACGACUGGGAAUUACUCCCCAGUGUCCACACUGACUGGGAGUGGAGAUUCACUGUUGAUGACUCCAAGUAAUGAGCAGGUUUUACAGUUUGGGCCUUCUGAAGCCUCCACCAGUCAGAGCACAUCUCAGAUGACGGGUGUCUCACAAAUGGCAGCCUCACCAGGUAUACCAAAUGAGGAUGGGGGCAGCUCCAAGGAGGUGAUGUACCUCAGGAACCAGCUCAAGCAGAUGAGGGCAGAGAUACAGACUGAGCAGGACACAGUGAAGCAGCUAAGAAGAAGACUGAACACAGUUGAAAAAGAGCGCCUGGAGUUCACAAGCAGGAGCAAUGAACAGACUGCAGAUUUAGAGAGUCAGGUAGCUAAGUUUCGUGCCCAACUGGAGAAAGGGGAGGCAACAAGACAGUCACUGGAGUUUGAGUUAGCUAAGGCAAGGAGGGAGGCAGCACAGGAGAGGAGGUCUGCUGAAGACAGAGAAGCUAUGAUGAGCAGCAUCAAUGAUAACAUGAAAGAGAAACUUACUGAGAUAAAUUUACAGACAGCAGAUCUUCAAAAACAGUUGAAAGAAUUCAAGCAAUCGUCAGAGCAAGAGACUGCUAACUUAAAUAUAGGUUUACAGGAAAAGGAGCAAAUAAUAGCAAGUUAUCAAACAGAACAGGACAUUUUGCAAACUGAAAAGGAAAAACUUGAAAAUAUUGUUGCAGAACUUGAGGGGAACAUAGCAGACCUGAGUGAAAAAGUUCAGCAUUUAGAAGAUGAAUGCAAAGCUCAAGCAGAAGGUUUAAGAAGACAUAUGAAUGAUUUGGAUUUUGCAAGAGAAAGAGAAGAUAGACUGAAGGCUGACUAUGAGACGGCAUUACAAAGAAUUCAUACCUUAGAAGAGAGCAUAGAAGCUGAGAGGGCCACACAUUUACAGUCAAAGUUUAACUCUGAGAUUAUACAGCUGCGUGUUCGUGAUGUUGAGGCAGCCUUGGAACUUGAGAAGACAACUAAAAAUGAAAUAGCUUCAGAUGCUGAAAGGCAACAAAAACAACUUAGGGAACUAGAACAAGCUUAUACGGAGGAGAGGAAAAUGUCAAAACAUACAAGAGAUAAGUUUGAAAGACUUGAGAAGGAAUAUGCAAAUGUUAAACAUCAGUUGACCUCUGAGGUGGAGGAUAAGAAGGCUGUGAUAUCAAACCUAUCCAAACAACUAGAACUACACCAAAAAAAUUUUGAUGACCUCAAGGAAGAAUUGGCAAAGGCUAAGAAAAGGCAGAUCUACCUAGAAGAGACAUAUGGAGGCAGCAUGAGGGAGUUGGAACUCUUGAUACAAAAUUUUCAAGUAGAACCAACCCCAAAAAAGAAAAGAGAUAAAAAAGAUAAGCCCAAACCCCUGGCACCAUCUGUAGUUCUGGAAACCCUGAGACACACUCUACUGGAGUACAAGAAAAGGCUGGAUGCCACCUCUAGUGAGUUACAAAAGGUUAAAUCUUUAACUGAAAACUUAUCAAAAGAAGGAGACUCCUACAAAGACAUGAUUUGGGCUAAAGAUAAAGCAUUGGAGGAAACCCAGCAGGGAUAUAGAUCUGCCAGCAAGGAGCUACAGAGACUGCGCCAGGAAUACAGUGAGCUGGAGGCCACGCUGGCCACAUUCAAAGUAGAUGCUCAGACAAUUACACAGAGGUAUGAGAAGGAGGCCACCAGGGCCCAGGAACUUGAGGAGGAGAUGAUGAGAGUAACAAAGAAGCAUGACGCAGAAAUUGAGGACCACUACCAGUAUCUGAGGUCACUGUACCACAAGUUGCUGAGUGCUGAGAGCUCCCAGUAUCAGUCUCCAGCCAGUACAGAGGGCAUGUCCUGGGUUGAUCUCACUGUGGUGGUACAGGAAUACUCUGCAGCAUUACUCAAUAAACUCUACAGGACACAGGAAAAGCUUCAACACCUGGAAAAAGUGAUAACCAGUAAGGAUGAGACUAUGGAUGCCAUGCAGAGGGCACAUGAAGACCAGGUUGACAAACUCAGUAGAUUGGCAGAGGAACAAGAGUUGGAUUGGCAGAGACAGAAACAAGAUCUGGAGGAGCAUUAUAACAGACUGCUGGGGGAGGUACACACAAGGUCUAAGAAAACACAGGUGAUAGCAGAUCAAGCCUGGGAGAAGAUUCGACAGACAGGAACAGUUCAGCAAGGCCUUGAAGCAGAAUGUGCAGAACUUCGGGCUCGCUUGGCCCAAAAGAACCAGGAGCAUGGCUCCCUGCUUACUGCCUGUGCUUUGUUGUGUGGAGCUUACUAUCCUUUAUUUACCAGAGCCCAGGCCUUGGCCGCCCAGAGAAAUUUAUUAGAAAUCCACUCAAGACAUAGUGAAGAGAUGAAAGAACAAGCUCAGACUUUGGUAGAAACUCUCUCAGCCGAGCUGGGCGCAGACAAUGAACUGAGUUUUCUUGAUCCCAGUAGGAAGAGGCGGCGGCCCCUACUGAAAUUUCGAACUGCUGCUAUUGUUGUAAUUGCAGCAAAUAGACUGAACUACCUCUGUCAUAGCUCAGCAAGGUUAUUUGUCUCAUAUACCAAUAGAGGGAGCAGUGGAAUGUUGGUAUGUGCUGGCAGGACACCACAGAGCAGUAGGAGGGUAUUUACAGGUGUUGGUUUAAGUAAAUCAGCUAGAACUUACGGAGGUGGUCUUACUGCUCAUAGUUCAGCCACACUGGACGAACGCAUGGCACUCAGCUGGCUCACCAGCUCAGACCUACUGAAGACAGUGCUCUCAUCAAUGACCGAUGUCCAGCAGGUGCUUGACCAGCUCCAGCAGGCUGGUGCUAGUGACCCUAGGCUCCUCGUUAAAGCUGCCAAAUCAUCCUUUCACAGACUAUUAGACAAGCUGGGUCCAUACUUUGGGGAUGGGAGUGAAGAUGGAGGAUUUUCUGCCAGAGGAAGAGGUGGCAGUCUUACCCAGUAUUUAGAUUAUGGCCUGAGAAGAGUGAUCUCCAAUUUCCCCACAGAUGGGACAGGACAGUUUAUGACAAUGGAGGGCACAAUGACCAGUCUAAACCAGCACAUCUUGGACUUCACAGCACGCCUCCACAAAGCUGAAGUUGACCGCAGGAACCUGAAGUUGGAGCUGAACCAAUCUAAGCAGGAGAGUUCUGCACUGAAACAUAGCCACAGCAAAUCCAAGAUCUUGGAAGAGGAAGUUGCCAAACUUAGGCAAGAGGGUCAACAGAUGGUUCAGUUAGACAGGUUUGAUAGUGUUUGUCAAGAGUUAGAAAGUGCUCUAAAACGUGAAAUGCAGGCCCAGCAGUUACUGAACGAACAAAGUGACCAGCUGCAUAGCCUGAGUAGAAAGUUGGACAUUCAGGCAUCUGAAGGGUCAGAGAAAGAGAAAACUUUGUCUGAAGCUGUGCAGGGUUUAUCUGAAGCUCGUCAAGAAAUUCGAAGAACAGAACAGACUGUUCGUCAGCUGAAUAAACAUGUACAGCAACUGGAGGAAGAGAAACGCAUACUUCAGGACAAUGUGUUUGAUGCAGAGAACACUCUCAGGACAGUAGCUAAGGACAAAUCUGGUUUAGCCACCUAUCUUAAAGCAGUAGAAUCUGCUCUGGCACAGAGCAAGCAAGAAAUGAUUUUAUCGCGAGGUUUCCGUGGUCGUGAAUUCUCCCUGUCUAAAGUGCUGCUAUCCUCAGAUCUUCUUCCAGCUGACACUGUAAAACCUGGCCCUGAGCUAAUAGCCUGUCAGAACCUGGUCAGUGUCUUUGUGGAUGCCCAGCACCAAGCAUUCUCUAAGAUACUAGCUCUGGAAGAGGAGAUAGAGUCCAGUAAACGCCACAUCAGCACCCUAAAACAGGAGCUGAAUGCAGCAUGUCAGAGGGAAUAUGAAGAUCACGGCCAGGGUGCCUUUGCAGAGAAGUCAUAUGUGAGCCGUGGUGGAAGGGGUAUCUAUGAUAUGGGCCCUGACAGGAAUGGCAGAGAAACAUUUGCUCCACUAGUUGAAGAUCCUGACCCUACAAUGUCAUACCUUCGAACACCAGGUGGCAGGUCAUUCCGUGAAUCUCCAAUUCAGGACAAGACCAGAUCCCCAUACCAAACAAGUCAGGCUAGUAAUUUGCAACCUCGCCCAUUCAGAGUAACAUAGGAUUACAAAGACAGUCAUGACAGACAAGGGGCUUCCAGCAGCAUCUCAGGGGAGUGGAAACAUUGUCAAAUCUAUUUCAAAUUCCUUUAAUCCCUGAAUAUUUGAGACUGUUGUCCGAGUUAAUUAUUUGUGUAAUUUUAUCAAAAUUUAAAAAAUUGAUAUAUUGGCAGCAGCUUUGCUUUUUAUUGAUAACUUAUUGAUUUUUACUGUAUUAAAUAAUUUUUGUACCGAAAAAUGUUACGAAUAAUUUAACUAUACAUAUUUGUAUAUACUUUCAA